UGCUCUUCUGGAACUGUGGCACAUCAUCGAUAGCGACAACGGCUACCCAAAAAGAAGUGGAUGAUGCCAACCAAACAUGGUACAGGCAAAAAACUCUUCGCAGUGUCAUUCGACGGCACUAAUGUACAUCGGCUCUAGUAUAGCCCGGGAAUUGUUCCUGGGUCCUCAUGUUGGUCCGGAGAUGGAUCCAGGAAGGGGGCCUGGUUUUGGUCCAGGAUUUGAUUUGGGGUAGGGCAUGGACACGGGUCUUGGUGGUGUGUCGAUUGUCGGGUCUGGAGUCAGACCGGGUGAUGUAGGUUUUGGUGACACCUGCAUGGUGAAGUGGCCAGACAGGAUCCCUUCAUUGCUUGCUUCCUUAUCCACCAGUAGCUUGUGCAUAGUUGUCUAGAAUGACAUCUAGCUAGAGUCCCUGGGCAGGCCAUUCGAUUUGACCCAGGAGUGGGGGCUGGAAUUAGGCUGAGCGAGGUCCAGGAGCGGGGUCUGGAGUUGGACCAGUUGCCCACGUUGCACAAGGUCCAGGUUUGGUGAUUGUUUGGUUGGGCCACUGACCAAGUUGCUCUUGAGCAGCUUGUGGUGCUUUUCAAGCUGUGACAGUGGAGCAGAAUGCUCGCGCCCCCUUUCGUCUUUCCCGUAAACCUUACAUGCAGUACGGCCGUUAAUUUACGGUGGAUCCCAUUGUGGUACCGCGACGAAAGGGCAGCGACGAGGAUCGAGCACUGCAGACACUACUAGUAAGCCAGAAGGCAAGGGUCUCAUCUUUCUUCUUUCUUCGAUGUGCGAGAGAAAAGAGAGAAGAGCCGACCUUCGUCACAAUCUAUGAUACAGUAUUUCUGUUUCCAUAAGUGUCAACAUAAUACUGUGAUCUGCGAGCUGAAAACGGAGUGGAUUUGGAGCCAUUGACUCGCUUCCACGUUCCCUCCGUUAAGGUGUACACUAGUACCGUACUACUGUAGAGUACUGCUGUACUGUACGGCUAUUACCGGUACCUGUACGAGUACCUGUACGGACGAGUGUGAGUGAAUGCCUCAUUGAUUUCUCCACAAAAGCUCUCCUGAAAACCUGCACUGGAGGAGGAAAUUGACUUGAAAUUGAUUGAUCAUUCGUCAUUCCUACAGCAUACAGCCGUACUAGUACGCUACUGAAGCUCUCUUGUUGCAUUGAUUGCGGUCUUCUAUCGAUACAAAGGCCCCCAGACAUCCAGACACCACUUUUCGAUUUUGCUGUUGCUGUCCCCUUUCUGUCAUCAGAGCCGCAUCACUACGGUAGCCAACCAUGUCCCUCCGCGGCAGACCGACGGCAAAAAAGGAAGAAGGCGAACAAAGCCAGCUUUCGAUGGUCAAGAAUGAGCCGGCAGUUGAAGCACUUCUUCUUCAGUACCACGACACGAAACCAGCCCCUAACAAAGUUCGAAAAUUGGAUCCCCUGGAGCUUGCCCUAGCUGCAGAAAGGCCGACCAAAAUGCACAGGGCUGGAGUAGAUGAGGAAGAUGCAAACGAAUCCAAAGCAGUAAAUACCAAGGGAAAGAAAAAGUAUUCUAACUUUUUCACCAAGAAAUCGCAGGCAUGGACCUAUAGUGAAAAAAGGACCCGAAGACAAUGGGAUGUUACCGUAGCCAUGUUGGGCUCUGAAGAGUACGGAGAGAGAUCAGACUAUGUACAAGCAUUUGUCGAACAUUGGUUUCAGUAUCCCACGGUGCCUAUUGACAGACGGACGAUCGCUGCUGCUGACGUAGCAUUGCAGUGUCAAAUGAACCAGGGCAACACGGAUGUCUCUAUCUUCCUGGUCAACUCUCUUUGCAAGUUUGUCGAUGAGAGUUUUGGUCAGCCAAAGUAUCGCACAUUGUUUCUGGAGUGCGAUUUUGUGGGUAUCCUUCAAAACUUCAUGUCUCUGAAACCUCAAGACGUGAAUGUGGUUCAGUGCGGUCUCGUUGCCUUGUCCACUCUUCUUGGUAACCACAAGGAUGCGGAAGGGCCCAAGACGUCUAGUGUGGAAGUCAUGACGCUUGUGGUCCAGGCGUUACAGGAUUUUAAGAAGUCGGAGGAUGCUGUCGCCGUGGCCUGUGAUGCACUAAUGAACCUGCUAGUAUUCAACCGAGAACCUUGCUCCAAGAAACUAAAAGAGCUCCAGGGGCCUCGGAUACUAAGAGACGUACUUUCUCGAGCUAUCGAUAAAGGAAGUUUACUGGCGAAAAGUUCCAUUGUUUCGGUGUUGGCAGAGCUGUCCGUCUCGUUGGCAGAGACGCUGGCGUGGGAAAGCAAUGGUGAUCUCCUGUAUAUGGUGCCCGAUGCCAUGGUUGCGUGCAGCAAGCACCGCACUCAUGCAUCAUCGAGACACGACAACACCGCAACAGACGAACACGCAACUUUGCAAGCUAAGCGCUUCGAGUCUCUGUUGCAACAUGGAUUCCUUUUCCUAUCCAAUGUCACGGACCCGGCCACUAGUGCCAGUGCUGGUCGGCGUCGUAUUCGCAGACACAAGCUGCGGGAUCUGAUCGAGGUGGCCAAGAAAGAAAAGUACGACGACUGUGCGCAAGAGAACUUUCUGUCCCUCUUUUACAAUCUGUUGAGUGAAGACACGUUUGAUGAUCUGAGACAAUACGAAAAGGACAUUCGUGCGAUUGUAUUGGAUACGCUGCAACUCCAUCCUACAAGCCCUGGACUUCUUGACUUUUCGUUUGACCUGAUAUCCAUCUUUUCGGGAAAGAUUGCACCCAAACCCAUUGGAGAAGGCAACUUUUUUGCGUGGACCAUUCCCAUCAUGGACUCUUUUUCCGCUCGUUUGGAAGAAGGCACGGACGACGACGCUACGGUGGUUCUUGGUACUCUUUGCUCGUUAAUGAAAGCCUUGGCACAGCUGCUAGUGGGUCACCCCGAAAACUGGGAACGGUUGAUACACGUGGGUGGCUUGGGAGCCAUUGCACGUGUCAUGCGAGCAUCUCCGGUCGUCUCGGACUUUUCCGACAUUCAGGAACAUGGAUGUGACUUGCUGGCUUGUCUGAUCCAAGGAAACGAAUCCGCCCUGAUGGAGUUGUUACGGCCUCCUGAAAAUGACUCUAGUAGGCCCACGAUGGAUCACAUCCAAGGACUGGCUCGUUCCAACGUUGACAACAUCCGGGAGAAAUUUGAAUCAUCGUUGCUCCCCGAGCUUUGCAAGCAAGUGAUGGUUGUCAUGAAAGCCACCAGCCGGGACGAUGGCAUACAGGCCAUGGGCUGUGACAUGUUGGUAUGGUUGAUUUCGACAAAGCCAGAAACGGUGGCUCCAUUAGUGUGGGACGACGACGCUGGUAUGAUGAAUCACUUGACGCAGUUGUGUCUUAUUAGUGACAAUUCAUCGCUCCUGCCAAAAAAGUGCCAAGCAGUGUUGAGAGCUCUGUUUGAUCACGAUGGCGAAACGGUGUGUAACAAAAUGUUCCAGGCAGCCUAUGAAGUUGGCUCUCCAGAUCGCAACCCUGCGUAUAGCUUUGUAACGACACUGCGAGCGUCUCGGGGGGUCACAAAAAUGGAGUAAUCACAUGGCAUAGCAUGACAUGCGAUUGUUAGAUAGCCGCCGCGUGCAUUGCGGAAUGUGUGAUGGCGACACGCGCCGUCGACAAUCUACAACCCUUGUUUUGGAAAAAGGGUGUUGUACUAUUCAUCGUACGACAUGUAACUGAAUAAUAAUAGAUGUUUCCUUUAUUAUGCACUA
Molecule: messenger RNA, 3684 nt
Organism: Seminavis robusta
Lineage: Eukaryota; Bacillariophyta; Bacillariophyceae; Naviculales; Naviculaceae
Source: the annotation of a GenBank genome assembly